AUGGAAACAGUGCUGAAAGGCAGACGCAGGGAGACAGCGUCCCGAAAGAACGACCGGAAGUCGAAGGCCAAGUUCAAAUCGAGGGAUCCGAAAAUCACGCCAGCCUCCCCCAAGGAGCAAGAGAACGCGUUCAACUACAAGUAUAGCUUCGCGGGCACUAGGCGUCUGACCGAAGAGAUAACCUCGAAUACCCUAGUGAAGCGCAGUUGGCCUCUCCCAUCAAACGCUGUCACGCCAGAUGGCCUCAAUUUUAAGAUCCUUGAGCUGAGGCUUCCGAACCCAGCUGGCGCGGAAGUCAAUGAGAGGACCCGGCAAGGCUUGAAGAGCGAACAGAAUGAGCUCGCGAAAUGGCUCUUGCGGAGCACGGCAGUAAUCGAGGGCCUCAUACACGACUGA
This is a messenger RNA of Endocarpon pusillum Z07020, 396 nucleotides long. RefSeq lists its product as uncharacterized. The transcript has a single exon. Bases 1 to 396 code for a protein of 131 amino acids. The record is from RefSeq and is a predicted model, not a curated record. NCBI's taxonomy places the organism in Eukaryota, Fungi, Ascomycota, Eurotiomycetes, Verrucariales, Verrucariaceae.